Babesia bigemina is the source of this 2772-nucleotide messenger RNA. RefSeq names its product -Transitional endoplasmic reticulum ATPase. The transcript is spliced from 4 exons. The record is from RefSeq and is a predicted model, not a curated record. Gene Ontology annotation, cellular component: cytosol; VCP-NPL4-UFD1 AAA ATPase complex; nucleus. Lineage: Eukaryota; Apicomplexa; Aconoidasida; Piroplasmida; Babesiidae. Gene Ontology annotation, biological process: retrograde protein transport, ER to cytosol; autophagosome maturation; mitotic spindle disassembly. Gene Ontology annotation, molecular function: polyubiquitin modification-dependent protein binding; ATP binding; ATP hydrolysis activity. Bases 1 to 2772 code for a protein of 923 amino acids.
AUGCCGCGAUAUCGCAUUGGUCUGUUGGGUGUCCUGCUAGUGGCCAGUCUGCUGGAGUUGCCCCGUGCCGCGUCCCUAGACGGCGGCAUAUACCAACAAAACAGAGGUCAUCGCCUGGUGGCUGCACCUCCUUGCUCUGCGCGUUCGCUCAGGCGUUCACAAAAGUACCCGGCGCUGAUUCCGUUCGGAUGGGGCGGGCGUGGCAACGCAGGCGGCAGCUCUAGCCCUUUUGACGACGACCGCAACUGGAAGUGGGCGGACAAGUCCGAUGCCGCCAGCCGCGGGGAUGCCAAUGGACUACCAGCGAACAAGCCCGUUUCCGCUGAUGCAGAGACUGAAGAAAACGCCAAAGAUGGCCGCGCGGGCAGCCUUUACCAAAAGGUAAUCGACGGCGUUGCGACGAAUCUGUUCGUGCUGCGGGACACGUUCGAAGGCAACAACAAUGUGGAGAUCCGUAUGGGCCAGGAACCCGCGAACAAGCUCGGGGUGGCAGAAGGCAACCUGGUGCGCGUUCGAGGCAAAAAGCGCUGCGACACUGUUUGUAUCGUGAAGAUCGACCCCAGCAUCACGGACAACCGUGUUAUUAUCCACGCGGACACCCGUCGCAACCUAAGGCUGAGACAUGGCGACGUGCUAUCCGUCGACCUCCUGGUGGACGUACCCCCAGCCAAAGUGGUCAAAUUGUUGCCGUUUGCCGAUACAGUUGCCCCGAUCCUUGCCGAAAUACCGCAGGAAGCCCGGGCGUCGUUCCCCAAGAUGCUGAUGAAAGUCGCCGUGGACUUCUUCAGCCGCGAAAUCGCCAUGGGCAGGAGGCGUCCAGUCCGCCUAGGCGACCAUUUGACGCUAAAUGUGAAGUUCCAGGAUGACAGCAAAACCGCGCUCAAACUGCUCAGAGACGACCACAGGGAAAGCAGCUGCUUCACCAUAGAGUUCAAGGUGAUGGGCGUGAAGUCGUACAAUCGCGACUUCCGCAACAUCUCGGAUGCCGAGACGGGGGUUAUUUCCGGCGAGAGCAUCCUCGACUGUACCGGCGCGCCGUUAUCGCGCGAAAAGCACGACAGCGCGUACGGCGAGCUGGGGUACGAGGAGAUUGGGGGCAUGGACAAGCAGCUGUCCAAGAUCAGGGAACUUAUAGAGCUGCCACUCCUGCAUCCGGAGGUGUACAAGGCAGUAGGUGUAUCGCCCCCCAAAGGCGUCAUUCUGCAUGGACCACCCGGCACGGGCAAAACGCUCAUUGCCAGGGCCAUUGCGUCGGAAACGGGCGCACACUGCGUGAUUAUAAACGGCCCAGAGAUCAUGUCGAAGCACGUUGGCGAAUCCGAGGCAAAGCUUCGCCGGGCGUUCGAGAAGGCGUCGAAAAACGCCCCCGCCAUCAUCUUCAUCGACGAGAUCGACUCCAUCGCCACGAAACGCGAGAAGAGCCCCAGCGAGCUGGAGAGGCGGAUAGUCAGUCAGCUGCUGACGCUCAUGGACGGCAUCGAGCCCAGCAAGAAUGUCGUCGUACUAGCGGCGACCAACCGUAUCAACUCCAUCGACAUGGCGCUGCGAAGGUUCGGUCGCUUCGACCGGGAGAUCGAAAUUGCGGCGUGCGACGAGGACGAGCGCUACGAGAUUCUGAAGAUCAAAACGCGCACCAUGAGGCUGAGUCCCGACGUGUCGCUGAGGAAAAUCGCGAAGGAGUGCCACGGGUACGUCGGCGCCGACAUCGCGCAGCUGUGCUUUGAGGCCGCCAUGUGCUGCAUCCGCGAGAACCUGGCUUCGUUGGACAUGCUGCAGUUCGAGGACAAGGUGUCGCCCGAGGUGCUGAACAAGCUGGUCAUUCAGAAUCGCCACUUCGCGGAGGCGCUGGCCAUUUGCAACCCUUCGACCCUCCGUGAGCGCCGUGUCCAGAUCCCCGAGACCACGUGGGACGACGUCGGAGGCCUGGAGGACGUCAAAAAGGAGCUCAUAGAGACGGUGCAAUACCCGGUGGAACACCCCGAGAAGUUCCGAAAGUUCGGCCAGGCGUCCAGCAAAGGGGUGUUGUUUUACGGCCCGCCUGGGUGUGGGAAGACGCUGUUGGCAAAAGCCAUCGCCCACGAGUGCAAUGCCAACUUUAUCUCCAUCAAGGGACCGGAGUUGCUGACCAUGUGGUUCGGCGAAUCCGAGGCCAACGUGCGCGAGUUGUUCGACAAGGCGCGGGCUGCGGCGCCGUGCAUUCUGUUCUUCGACGAGAUCGACUCCAUCGCGAAGACUCGAGGAGGUGCUGGUGGCGGGAGCAGCAGCGGAUCGGAGGCUGCUGACCGUGUCAUUAACCAGAUCCUCACGGAAAUCGACGGCGUUAAUGUGAAGAAGCCCAUCUUCAUCAUAGCGGCCACCAACCGGCCCGAUAUCCUCGAUCCGGCAAUUUGCAGGCCUGGGAGGCUGGACCAACUCAUUUACAUAUCGUUGCCUGAUCUCAAGAGCCGGGAGAGCAUCUUCAAGGCCGCCCUGAAAAACUCGCCACUGGCCCCGGACGUGAACAUUCGCAAGAUGGCAGAAGCGCUUGAUGGGUAUUCAGGUGCCGAUAUCGCAGAAAUAUGCCACCGAGCGGCCCGCGAGGCCAUUCGGGAGAGCAUCGAACAUGAAAUGAAGCGCGGGCGCCCGCUAAAGGAAGGUGAAGAGGACCCGGUGCCGUACAUUACCAACGAACAUUUCAAGGUCGCCAUGGCGAACGCUAGGAAGUCGGUGCAAAAGGAGGACGUGCAACGAUACGAGCAAUUCAAGCGGAAGCUGGCCUCAAGUUCGGGUUGA